ACACGAAUCGUAGCAAAAUGUGCGGACAGAAAUUUGGCGGAGCUAGCGGUCACGUGCGCCAGCUGAACCCUAAGAUGCAGGUGCGACCCAACCCACAAUCGCCCUUGCCCUACUGAGGUGGGAAAAAACUUUCGGAAAAUCUGAGGUCCCGCUCCCACAAGGCCGCCUUCGAGAAAUCCACAACACCAAAGCGAAGGACUUCACCAUCUCUUUCGCCAACCACGACUACUAACCCCAACCCGACCGGUACCGGCAUAUCACAUUCGAGAUGGGUCACUCCUACGGAAAGAGAGCGGGCACCCGCUAUGCCUUCAGCCGGGACUUCCGCAAGAAGGGUAUGAUUGCCCUGAACACCUAUCUCCGACAGUACCGCGUUGGUGAUAUCGUCGACAUCAAGGCGAACGGUGCCGUCCAGAAGGGUAUGCCCUUCAAGGUGUACCACGGCAAGACUGGUGUCAUCUACAACGUCACCAAGUCUGCUGUCGGUGUCAUCAUCUACAAGCAGGUGAAGCACCGAUACAUCGAGAAGCGAAUCAACGUCCGAAUCGAGCACAUCCAGCAAUCCCGAUCUCGUGAGGACUUCCUCAAGCGAGUCAAGGCCAACGCCGAGGCCAAGAAGGAGGCCAAGGCCAACGGUACCGUCGUCCAGGUCAAGCGUCAGCCCGUUGGACCCCGUGAGGCUCACACACUGUCGCUCGCCGACAACCCUCCUCAGACCGUCACUCCUCUUCCCUACGAGACUACGAUCUAAAAGAAAAGAAUUGCGGGGUUGGUGGUGCUGGCUUCUAUUUACCUGGGGUAUUGCGUCCGGAUGGGAAACUCUGCAUGGCAAGGGCUUGCAUUUUGAUGUCCAUAGGCAAUGAGACCAAAAAAAGACAUCGUUUGAAGCAUGCCACUGUCUGUAUUUGAAGAUACCUUUAGUGAAAUAUGCCUGGCCUAUAUAAUGGGCAUGGCGUCUGCUUGACGUAUGAAUGAACUGACGUUUCUCCCUCA
Fusarium oxysporum Fo47 is the source of this 993-nucleotide messenger RNA. Its product is annotated as 60S ribosomal protein eL21. The record is from RefSeq and is a predicted model, not a curated record. Gene Ontology annotation, biological process: translation. The transcript has 3 exons. Gene Ontology annotation, molecular function: structural constituent of ribosome. The coding region runs from base 269 to 751 and encodes 160 amino acids. Lineage: Eukaryota; Fungi; Ascomycota; Sordariomycetes; Hypocreales; Nectriaceae. Gene Ontology annotation, cellular component: ribosome; cytosolic large ribosomal subunit.